Molecule: messenger RNA, 342 nt
Organism: Penicillium bovifimosum
Lineage: Eukaryota; Fungi; Ascomycota; Eurotiomycetes; Eurotiales; Aspergillaceae
Exons: 1
Coding region: 1-342 (113 amino acids)
Source: RefSeq, a predicted model, not a curated record
AUGGCUAAUCUCCGCACGGUGCCUUCCGAGUAUCCCCGGCCUCUUGUUCGGUCAUCCACCACGGACAGUCUUUGUGAUUCCGAGCCGCACGUCACCAGCUGGGCUGAUUCAACCCUGACAAACACAGUCACUUCCCUCAAGCCGGAGCAUGGCGAAUUGCUUUCUUCAACCAGAGAGGACAAAACCCUCGAUCAGCUACUGCCACCGCCACCUUCACGCGUAGUAAGCGAUACACAGAAUGAUCCUCCUUCUGCCCCAUUGUUCAAUCGCAAUAUUCAGGUUGACUGUCAGGACCUGUGCGCUGCGAUACAGCGUGAAAUCGACCGACACCAGCGGUCCUGA